This is a messenger RNA of Fusarium graminearum PH-1, 1491 nucleotides long. RefSeq lists its product as uncharacterized. NCBI's taxonomy places the organism in Eukaryota, Fungi, Ascomycota, Sordariomycetes, Hypocreales, Nectriaceae. Bases 1 to 1491 code for a protein of 496 amino acids. Gene Ontology annotation, molecular function: DNA-binding transcription factor activity, RNA polymerase II-specific; zinc ion binding. Gene Ontology annotation, biological process: regulation of DNA-templated transcription. The record is from RefSeq and is a predicted model, not a curated record. The transcript has 5 exons.
AUGCCCGGUGUUCCAUCUUACAAAGGCUGCGAUGCUUGCCGGAAGCAGAAGAAAAAGUGUGACAAGGCUCAACCGAGAUGCGCCAGAUGCGAAAGACUGGAUAUACCCUGCGUCAACGUGGGGAAACAACGUUACAAGUUCAAGAUCCAGACUCUGAACCGUGAAUCGUCAUCGAGUUCGACGCCUCAGAUUGUCGACACUGAUGGAGAAAGGUCGAGCUCUUCUGGGUCGCGAAAAUCAGUGUCGCCGUUUCUCUUUCAACAAGCCUUGAUCAAAGUGCCGAGUAACAAGACAACUGUUGUCACUCAUACGUUAGUGUCAAGACUAGAGAUUACAGAUCUGCGAUACGACAUCACCUGCUAUGGAGAUUUUCUUCGGCACAUCCCAGCGAGACUGGGGAGGAAUGAGGCUCUCGACGCAUCUGCUGAUGCUUUGGCUACCACCUUCUCGACGCUUCAUAUGCCGCAAGGAUAUCAGACAAUUGACGCACUGACGAAGUAUGGUCGCGCCAUCAAUUCUUUGAGGCUAUGUCUCGAUAACCCUGUCAAGGCCAGGAUGCCCGAGACAAUGUGUGCUGUGUAUCUCAUCAUGAUCUGCCAGGGUUGGCUCGGGAGAGACGACGAUCCAUGCACAAGCCAUGGCCAAGGGUUAGCCUAUCUUCUCAAAGCAGCAGCACGAGAAAACUGGAAAGCUGGUUUCGAAACAGACAUGGUUCUCACAUUUUGUGUCCCAGUAAUCAUAGAAAGCAUCUCAAACCCCAAAGUAAAACUCGAAAAAUGGUUCUGGGACAUGCUCGACAACUUCAAAAAGAACAACCCCCCUUCCACAGCCGAAACCAGACAAGCAAAACAAGACGGACAAGAUUCUGGCGGUAUUCCAAGCCUUUCGAUAAGAAACUUGGGAAGACUGCCGGACUUUAUCAAUGAUCCUGAGACACAUCGUAUGGAGAUUACGUGUGCGUAUCAUAGAUUGUGUCGAGACCUGCGCAAAGUAGCAGAGAUUGUCAGAGCUGUGACAUGGGAGCCUGGAUACUCUCCCACGCCCAUGCAACUUCGACUGUCACGUUCGUACAACUCUGCAUACUCGGUCAUGCUCACAGUUCUCGUGAUAAUGAACUGUCUCAUGCAAGCUUUCGAUCCAUACAACCUCGCCCUCGUGGGUGAAGCAGCACUGUGUUCUUCGGAAGUGGUAUCCAUGGCUCGAAACAUUAGUCAGUACCGACCACUCGGGGCAAGCCAUGUACCGUUGGCGCUGGCUAUCGCAUGGGCUGCUACUGAAGAAGAGGGUCUGAAGACACAGCUAUAUGACCUGCUGAAAGAGUAUCAACAGGAUUGGAUGGUGACACGGUGGGACAAGGUCGGGUAUUGGUGGAUGGAUAAGUUUGGUGAGUUGAGAGAGAGACUUGCACCCAGGGUUAUAUCUCCUGAUGACGAGGGUAUCUUGACCUUUGAAGGUGCGGGCCUGAGCCAUGAUUAUUUUGAAUGGUUGUGA